AUGGAGUGUGAUCAAGAGACUCCAGUUGACGAUUUUUGUCAUGCAUGGGAAGGUAGCUACUUAGACAUCCCUCAAGUUGAAUUGAAACCUUACGAUCAAUUCUACAUUCAAUUCAAAAUUGAGUUCACAUAUGUGAUGGCAAUGGAGGAAGAAGAACAAGAGGAAGAUGAUAAGCCUGAUUAUCUAUCUAGUAACCUGCAAAGCAUAAAUUUUUGUCAUCAAUUUUGGGAACGUUGUGAAAAAUUAUCAUGUAACAACUUGACUUGGGACACCAUCCAUAGGAUGCUAUCAAGAUUAGGAGUUCCAACACAUAAACAACCUUUUAUCAUACAAAAAAUCUCGGGAUGUGCAGAUGAAAUUGCUAGCAAAGUCGAAAAUAGAACACGAAAAGUGUUACCGAUGAUUGUCUCGAUUGGAGUGGUUGUGGAUAAUACACGAGAAGAACAUCUUUUGGCAAUGAGAGAAUCAAGGGAAGCUGAGUUGAGAAUAAACCCUGCGAGCAAAGAAGCAGUUGAAGCUUUAGAGAAAGUCAAGGUUAAAGAUUGUGAAAUUGGAGCUAGCCACUGUAUGAUAUGUAUGGAGAAACUUGAGGAGGGUUGUGAAGCUACAAGAAUGCCAUGUUUGCAUGUUUAUCAUGGGAGUUGCAUAGUGAAUUGGCUUGGAGUAAGUAAUGUUUGUCCACUUUGUCGAUAUCAAUUGCCCAACUAG
Molecule: messenger RNA, 708 nt
Organism: Coffea arabica (coffee)
Lineage: Eukaryota; Viridiplantae; Streptophyta; Magnoliopsida; Gentianales; Rubiaceae
Product: E3 ubiquitin-protein ligase MPSR1-like
Biological process (GO): protein ubiquitination
Cellular component (GO): cytoplasm
Molecular function (GO): ubiquitin protein ligase activity
Source: RefSeq, a predicted model, not a curated record